CUCCUCCCGGCAGCGGAACGUUGGCGGCGGGGCGGUGGCGGAGCUGCGCACCGGAAUGGCGCCGGACGGCUUUUCCGGGGGCACCGAAGCCGGCCCGGGCCGAACCCUGGGUAGCUAGGCCAGCUCCACUUUAGGGUCAUCCUUAAUGUCAUACAAAGAUUUGGUGAAGGGCUGGCAUGAAGCUGUCCAGGCUUUGGAUAGGAAGGACUGGGAUUUGGCCUUGGAACUAUUCUCCAGAAUUGAAGAGCCUUCUUCCAAGAUCUGCUUCAACGUGGCCUGUGUGUACCUGCUAACUGGGAAUCCAGAGGCAGCCCUGCAGGCAUUGAAUCAAACAGUGACUAAGGACUCUUGUCUGGCUGUUGGAUUCUUCCUGAGAGGAGCGGUUCACUUUCAACUAGAAAGAUUCCCAGAAGCUCUUUCUGAUUGUGUCCAGGCCUUGGUCAACCUGAGAAACAAUACCUUCAUUGACUAUAAGCAACUGGGUCUUCGGUACAAAUUACAAGCUUGGGAGGUGUUGUACAACAUGGCGGCUGUGCAGUGCCAGCUAGGACUUUGGGAAGAAGCCACCAAAAGCUUAGAAAAGGCCAUCUCCAAGAGACCAGAGGGGAGUUCAUCCACUCUAGAGGCUGCCUUGGACCGGAUGCAGAAACGAAUCUUUCUGGACCUUCUGCAAUUUCCCAAGAGUGAGAUCUUUCGUCCCCGGAAGAAGGAUGUAGAGCAGCUAAAUUCCAUGGACUUCCUGGGGAAGCCCAAGGUCAUUUCAUCUGUUAAUCCUAAUGACAAGUACGUUGGUUUUGAGCCUCUGAGGCCACAGAGAAUCCACCAGCCAGUCUCCCUGAUGGAGCCUGUCAAUCCCCUGAAAGUGGACAAACUGGAAGGUCACAAUGGAAUCCCAUGUUCACCCACAAAGGGACCUCCUAAAAGGCCCCAUUUAAACCAAGCUGGGGAACCAGUUUCUCCACUUCAAGGGCUCCCUCCUCCUGAAGGGAUCAGCCUGGGCUCCACAGCAUGUCCUGAAACAUCGGUCCCAACAGCUCAGGGAGACGUGUCCAGCAGCCCAGACACAUCUGUCAACCUCAGUGUGCAUUGUACUUUCACUGUGACCCUGGAGGUGAGAAGGGGAGCAUCUGUGCCUAUCCUCAGAGCCCUGCUGAGAGACAAGCUCCUGCAGCAAUUAGAAGGUGCACAGCUCAGUUACAGCCACCAGGACAGUGGGAGGUCCAUUACAAUUUCUGGGGAAGAAGCAUGUAAAAAGAUGUGGCAGGAAGCAGCAGCAGAAAGAAGACUGAGACUCCAGUGCCAGGGAACAAAAUGCUGUGGAGGCCAACCUGUGCUGUAUCAAAUGGUUGCUCAGUACAGUUAUUCCGCAGAGGGACCUGAAGACCUAGAGUUCCAGAAAGGGGAUACCCUGGACAUUCUCUCCGAAGUGAAUGAUGAGUGGCUGGAGGGCCAUUGCUCAGGUCACAUUGGCAUUUUCCCCAAGUGUUUUGCUCAGUUGGCCAGUGUGGCCAAAGAAGAGACUCCAGCGGAGCCACCCAUGCCUUACAGCUUCUGAAAUACUCCCCAGGAGAACCAGGACCAGGGAGUGCAUAAGGACCAGGCUCUUUGCCAUCACUGGAGUUGCCAUUCCCACAGCCAGAGAGUACCCCAGGAGUCCCAUCUACGUGAAAAUUCCCCCACCAAAAGACUCCCACUUACUUUUUUUAAAAUUUCUGCACUUUAAGUUUCAAUAACUCAAAACUGCACCAAGACACUUGGGACACCCUGCACACUCAACCACAACAACAUUAAACAACCCAUUAUGUGA
This is a messenger RNA of Trichosurus vulpecula (common brushtail), 1807 nucleotides long. RefSeq names its product NADPH oxidase activator 1 (gene NOXA1). NCBI's taxonomy places the organism in Eukaryota, Metazoa, Chordata, Mammalia, Diprotodontia, Phalangeridae. The transcript is spliced from 14 exons. Gene Ontology annotation, biological process: superoxide anion generation. The coding region runs from base 146 to 1555 and encodes 469 amino acids. The record is from RefSeq and is a predicted model, not a curated record. Gene Ontology annotation, molecular function: superoxide-generating NADPH oxidase activator activity; protein binding.